CCACAGUUUCUAGGGUCCCAGGGCGAAGUGCACAGCAUUGGGCAGAAAAGCUUUUACUUUCACAUUUAGACGGCUGUAAUGUGUUACUGUGUGACUAUCACUCGAGACUAAGGACCCUCAAAGUAAGCGUAUACUGUGCAAUAUUCCAGUUAACGUUAUAUAGAUAAUUUCAGGUGUGCAAAAGUUACUUCCGGGUUUGUGAUCUGUCGGUUCUUGGCUGAGAGGGGGACAAACAUGUCCUCUUCCAGUCGGUCUGUUCAUGUCCGCGGCCUGCCCGAGCUGGGCGGACUACAGGACAAAGUCACGGGAUACUUCCAGAGCGGGAGCCUAUCAGCUGGCGGGGCCGUCACGAGGGUGAAGUUACUGGGACCUGGGCAGGCUGUGGUCACCUUUGCAGACGAAACAGUGGCCCAGAAUGUGCUUGCCCAGCCACAACACAGCAUCCAGGGGACCAGGAUCAAGGUGACGGCAUGUCCUCCUCACCUGGAUACACCUGAAGAACCAGGGGGAGAUACAGAAGAGACAGAUGAAAAGGCAGCAGGUGACGAGACCAACAAGGAUGAGGAAGAGUCAGCAUUGUCAGAAGAGGAAGUGAAACUUGAAGAGGCAGGAAUAGAUGUUGUAGAACUGCAGUCACAGGGAAGUGUAAAGGAAUUGAUGAAGAGAUUUGAAUCACCUGACCCAAUGACAUUUCUGGAAAAAGACAGGAAAAAAAGAGCUGCAACUUCGCAAGAGGAUUCACCAUCAGAACUGAGCAGAACAAACCAAGCCUUAGACUGCUCAGCUGUAGAACUUCCCCCAUCUGAUGAUGAUGAAUCACCUGAAGAGUCUCCAUCUCCCAAAUGUCUGCCUGUCCAAGAUUCACAUGGGACCGGAGAUGACGGAAGCGAAGCUGUUGUAGCCGACAGGUCACUGCUGCAUCAAGUAAAUGCAGACUCAAAAUUGAGCAAAAGAAACCUAGCCUUAGACUGCUCAGCUAUAGAACUUCCCCCAUCUGAUGAUGAUGAAACACCUCAAGAGUCUCCAACACCCAAAUGUCUGCCUGUCCAAGUCUCCCAUGGGACCAGAGAUGACGAAAGUGAAGCUGUUGUAGCCGACAGGUCACUCCUGCAUCAAGUAAAUGCAGACUCAAAAUUGAGCAAAAUAAACCUAGCCUUAGACUGCUCAGCUGUAGAACUUCCCCCGUCUGAUGAUGAUGAAACACCUGAAGAGUCUCAAACACCCAGAAGUUGGCCUGCCCAAGUCUCCCAUGGGACCAGAAAUGACGAAAGCGAUGCCUUUGCAGCUCCACCAAAGAUCCCUCCCACACCACCCAAGCCAACUGUGCCACCAAAACCUCCACCCAAACCAACCACCAGAACUUCAGUACCCUUGAUGACAGCAGCAACCUCCCCUCAACAUUCAAACUUGACAAGUGCACCAAUGGGAAGUCAGGAGCAGCUGCAGCAGCCCACACCAAGCUUCCCUCAACACCCAAACAUUCCAAAUACAUCUAUCAAAGACCAACUACAACAACAGUUACAUCCAAUACCACACUGCAUAUCCUCAGUAACCAGUGAGGCAACUGUAACUUCUUCUCAACAUUCCAAUAAACCAAAUGCACCAAUGGAAGGUCUGCUAAACCAGCCUCACCCGAAACCAACCACCGGGUUUUCAGUACCCAAUGAAACUACAUCCUCUUCCCCUCAACACCCAAACCUGCCCAAUACAUCUAUGGGAGGACAACCACAACAGGCUUACUCAAUGCAGCAAUCCACCUCCAGUGAGGCAACUGUAACUUCUUCUCAACAGACAAACAUACCAAAUGCACCAAUGGAAAGCCCACACCAGCCAUACCCAACCACCGGGUUUUCAGUACCCACUGAAACUACACACCCUUCCCCUCAACACCCAACACUCAAUACAUCUAUGGGACCUGGACAACCACAACAGCCAUGGUAUCCCUAUUGGCAUCCCCAUCCACAAUGGGGAAUGAUGUAUCCUAGACAACCAAUGUACCAGCCCCAGUUUUCAGGCUCUUUUGGCUUUCGCCCUCCGUACAUGCCUUACCUGCCAUAUGGAGACACCGGACAUGGUGUUCCUGGGACCGGUAGAGGUGGCAUUCCUCCAUCUGGUGUUCCAUUUCAAGGUCAUCCUGCAUCAGGCCCCCAGUCUUCUUUUUUUCCGCAAGUGUCCCAUUCAAGACCUCCUGGGCAGCCAACAGGCAACGUUCCUCCUACUGGAGCAAGGUCAUCUCCACAGUCAGAACUUCUGCAUUCCUAUCACCAGCCAUCAUCCUCAGAAUCAGCUCGCUGGGCAUCCCCAAGAACUGGCUCACCAGUAAGCCUUCCCUUCCAGCAACAGAACAGAAGCCAUGGGUACCACUCUGACCAGGAAUCAUCUGUGCAUUCCAGACAGACCCCUACAGAACUGAGUGAUGAGGAGUCAAACUUCGAAGAUGCUUUGGAUUCUGUCAGCUGUGUUGGAUCUGUAGUCUCAGAUGGGGAGAGUUUUAUUCGUGCAUCAUCAUCACCCAACCCUGCAUCAUGGGGAAGAAAAGAGACUACAAGGCCAUUGGGUGCUGCAGCCAAAACUGACCACCAUUCUUCCAAUGAGAGAAACAGAAAGGAAGGCAAAACCACUCCUGACAUCCAUGAGACUCCUUCAACCAUCACCAUCCAAGUUUCAGGCUUUCUGUCCAGCCCAAAUGAAGAAAUGUUGAGGCUGUACUUUGAGAACAAGAAAAGGUCUGGGGGAGAAGACAUCCAGGAGUUCGAAGUCAAAGACAAUAAAGUCUUCAUUGUCUUCAAGGAUCCCACAGUUGCUAGGCAUGUUCUGAGUCGAGACCAUCGUCUUGAUGAAACCGUUCUCAAACUGAAGGAGGUCCAGCCCAGAUCACUGGACAACACCCGUCUUCUGGUCAAGGGAUUCAAGGAAAGCACAACCAAAGAGACGCUUAGCCUCUACCUAGAAAACAUCAGUGAUGAUGAUGUGAUCACAGUAGACUACAGCACACAGCCUGGAGUUGCCCUGGUCACAUUCAACAAGAUUUCCAACUUUGACAGGAUGGUAGCCAAGGCACAGUCCAGGCCCCUGGAGGGACAGCGUCUUACAUUAGAAAGAGUCCCCAUCACAGAUGCCAUCAUCGUAACAGACCUACCAGACACUGUGUCCAGAGACCUGCUGGAGUUGUACUUUGAAAGUGAAACAAAGAGCGGUGGAGGGCCUAUCUCAGAUAUCAAGAUGGACUCCUCCACUGGAACUGCUGUUGUCCAGUUUGAUGAUAUAAAAACUGUAAACAGGGUUCAUCAGAAGUCCCCACACUUUCUAAACAACAAACCAGUAAGUGUCAAACCUUACUAUGAAUGCCUUGCUGAAGUGGUGGAUGACGAUGCCCCAGGAGCAUUCAAAAUGCCUCAACCCAUCAACAUAAAGAUCAAGCCUGAGUUGAUUCUGUUUGCCUUUGCCAUGCCAAAGUUUGUCGAGCAGCUUGAAAGCAAGUUAAAAGAAGUCCAUGCAGAAGUGGAUAAGACAGUAACAGAGGAAGUAAAAAUCUCACCAACAUUGAAGCCCAAGAUGAAAGAUGUUAGGAAGCUAACAAGGCACUGGGAAGACAAGAGUCGCAGUUCUGUGGAAGAAUUUUUCACACAGUUUCAGGCAAUGGAGAUCCAUGUGGCAUCUAACAUUUGGCAACGUACCAAGGAUAGAUUUGAAAAAGUGUCUGAAAAGGUGAGUAAUGUUGCAUCAAAGGGGGAUGAUCUUUGGGUCCAGUGUUCUGAUGAAGAAGAUGGAGGAGGAGUGGUUACUCUGAUUGGAACAUCAGAAGCUGUCACAGAGGCAGAGCUUGUCUGCAAGACCUUCAUCGAAGAGACAGAGAAGCAACUGAAGUUAGAAGCCACCAUUGUUACCGAUAACAUCACCAACAUGAAAGCAGCCAAGCUAAAGAUUCUCAAACUCAACAACCUUCAAGAAAAGCAUCCAGAUGUGGAGAUCAAGUUUGACAUAGACAAGCGGAGUGUAGGCUUCAAGGGUCAGCAAGCUUUGGUACAAAAUGCCAAGAUUGACUUGCUUGAAACAGCCAACAACUUAGCUGAAGAAAGGGUCUCUCUGCCACGUGGAAAACUGUCCUACUUGAAGUCAGACAGGGGAAGGAAGCACCUAGAAGACAGUUUGAAGAAGAAUGACAUAAAGGCAGCCUUUGCUACAAAGGAUGAAGAAAUGACUAUUUUAGCUCUGCAGGAUUCAGAAGUAAAAGCAGCAAAGGACUUGCUGCAGCAAGUUGUUUCAGAAUCUCCUGUGGCUGUUGCAGAGGAAAGUCGUGAUUUGCUGAGUAAGCAAGGUUUUGCAUCACUCUCAGCAGAUCUGCGACAAAGGCUGUCAGUUGACAUCCAUGUUGCAAAGGACAAAGUGUGGGUGGUUGGACCUGCAGAGAAGGUUGCCACUGCAUCUAAGGAGAUCAAGAGUUACAUUGCCAAAAACACUAUUGUUACAAUCAAUAUGGAUGUUGCAGAGGGAACGUCAAAGUUCCUGAACUGUUACCGCAAUGCGGAUGUCAAAGACGUUGAGAAAAAGCAUGCAGAACAACUGGUACAGAUCACGAUAAACCGGGGCAAACUUACUGUGAGGGGAACUAAGGAUGGAACACAGAGUGCUAGGAAGGAACUGCAGGCUCUCAUAGAUGAUGUUACAACAGACACCAUGAACAUCACAAAGCCAGGAAUGCACAAGUUCUUCACGGAGGGAACAGGGAACACCCUGCUGAAGGGGAUAGAGAAGCAGGUGAAAUGUGUGAUCACAGUGGGGGGGAAACCAGGCGCACCUGCCCGAGCUACAGGACGGACCAGAGCAGCUGCAGCACCUGGGCCACCUGGGGAUCCAAAUCAGGUCUGCAGCCACACGAUGAGAGGAGGACAGAAGUUGGUGGUGGUACAGGGGGACCUGACCAGUCGCAGGGUAGAUGUGAUGGUCAACACUGCUAACGGUGCCAUGGUGCAUGGGGGAGGGCUGGCAGCUGCGAUUGUUAAGGAGCAGGGUUGUUGGCUCUGA
Molecule: messenger RNA, 5025 nt
Organism: Branchiostoma belcheri (Belcher's lancelet)
Lineage: Eukaryota; Metazoa; Chordata; Leptocardii; Amphioxiformes; Branchiostomatidae
Exons: 11
Coding region: 235-5025 (1596 amino acids)
Biological process (GO): negative regulation of gene expression
Cellular component (GO): nucleus; cytoplasm
Molecular function (GO): RNA binding; transcription corepressor activity
Source: RefSeq, a predicted model, not a curated record